Molecule: messenger RNA, 3691 nt
Organism: Penicillium brasilianum
Lineage: Eukaryota; Fungi; Ascomycota; Eurotiomycetes; Eurotiales; Aspergillaceae
Source: the annotation of a GenBank genome assembly
CGCGUACCUGUCCAUUGUUCCUUUUCUCGUUCCUCUUGGUAUGAAUCUGCACUUCCCUGUUCCGCUUGCAGCGCCAGCGUCUUCUGCUCCAAUCAGCGGUCGUGGAUCCACCAUCUACACUUCGCUCUCCGGGAACGAUUCCCGUCCUUGGUAUUCUGCGAAAGAGCUUCUGUUGUGGCGACCAUCACGCUUUCGUCAGUCGUUGGACUUUCCACGCCAUGGGCUGAUGCAUGGCCUGUCGCGCGCUCCCUCUCCACUCGACUUUUAUGUACGUCUAUCAUCCCCCAUCCCCCGUCUUUGCUGUCUCUUUUUUCCUGCCACUCCUUUAAUGGGAGAAUUAUCCCACCCUUCCUCGGCGACCGUUCCUUGAUUUAUUCCUAGUUCAAUUCUCGUUUCAACCUGUCCAUAACUGCCAAUCCGUUUGAUGUUUAUUUCCCACCCCGUCAUUGGCCUUGACAAUCAAUCAAUUGGCCCUCUCUCCGGAUUCCGUCUACCAUACUCGGCAAGUAAAACUUAACCAGGGUCCAUUGCAAGGGCUCCCGUCGUGUGCUGGAUGCAGUCGAAUGACUUCAUUCCUCCUUUUGACAAAUACCUAAAACCCACCUCCUGUGAAUACCUUCGUCCCUCCACUUCCCAUUUGCUUUGCUGGGAAAGGUAACCUUCCCCGCCUACUCAAACCCUCGCACGUUGUCGUGCCAUCGUCCAACCAUCACCGGUGUCUUCCUCCAAUCUGAAACACCUGUUUACUCCAUCAUCAUCAUCUCCGCACGGGGAGCUUUCGGCCGCCAAUCGUACGCCCAAUUGGAAACCCGCGGGUGUACAGGCCUGGAGCCCGGAUCGAUCGCUCAGCAAACGCGGCGUGGUUUGACGUCAACACUCUGCCAGUCGAUCUAAUCUGACCCUACCAGCAAAAGGGCUGCACCAGGCCAUUCCGGCCCUUGGAACUCGCCCCGAGAGGUCCAAGCCGCUCGCACAUCUUUGUAUAUUUAUCCGUGGGCUUGGCCUUUUUGUCGACUCAUGCUGCGCAUGCUUUACUUUUAGGCCUGUGGCAACGUCGCAAUUUCACCUUGGCGCUGGGUCGCUCUCUGCGAAGCCAUGGGCAACUCACAAUCAAGUCCGACAAAGGAAGAGACGCGCCGUGCCAAUCGGCUUUCCAAACCGUUCACCAGGAAGCUGUCUGCUCUGAGUUCACCUCAAUCAGCUCGUACUUCGAUAGACGGUCCAGAGUUGAAUACUGGGUUAAUCGGGUGGCAGAAUCCCUGGGUAGGGUCUAAUAUCUCGACGGAGGUCCGAAUUAGUAGUCAUGGAAAGGCGAGAGAGAUCCCUCCGACCUUGUUCGAAACUGAAGCAGGUCCGUCAGAUGAGGAGAAAGUGAUCGAGUCCCCAAUUCAAUCACCAGGGGUCCAGGAUGAACCGAUUUCGCCACUUUCCCCAGUCUCUUGCACCAUGUCUGCUAGACGUUCUGUCCGGAGAGCAUCCUAUCAGCCCGGGAAUUAUGGCGGCUCCUCGCAGCUAUCGUUCGUGCCGCAACAUCCUAGACGGGCCAACUCUGUCCAGACCACCCUCACCAGACACAACAGCGUGAUCUACGAGAAUACAUAUGAAGAUGCGACUUCCUCCAAUACACAUUUCUUGGUUGGCAACCAGCGCUUCUCCUUGACUCGCCGGCGUUCUCUCCUGACUCGACCCGGAGUGGCCACAAGGCGAACGAACAGUACCGUCCGUCGUGUACCAUCUCCAAUUGGCGAACCUUCGGACCUUCUAGAUGAUCCAAACGACUCUACAGUCUUACAAUGGCCAUUGCCACCGCGCCAGAGACCAGAACUUAUUGUGGCGCCCCCGAUACGACCGACGAGUCCGCCAGACAGUCAAUACACUCAACUUGGAGCUUUAAAAUUGGGAUCUCUGCGAGUCGUGAACGGCUCUGCGUCUCCAUGUCCCAGCGAACGGAUCCCUCUCAGUCAACCCGGUCUCGGCCUUGAUAACGUCGAUACUAUGGGCAGAAUCAAGUCUACCCUGGAGAUCCCUGCCGUACCUGACCUAAAGAAAUACAAUGAUGUCCCAGGCAGUCCAUUCUCAUUUGAAAAGUCCCCCACCGUUGCAGCUGCCCCACCAUUCAAGUCGACCUUCCCCGGCGAUUUGGAAGAUGAGGGAAUCGCCAUGUUCGAUGACGGCACUAGCCAGCCAGACAAGGUUGCAGCAGACACCUGUCUCGAGCGAAGCACCAUUCGUUCGCUCAACAAAUCCGACAGCGGCUACAGCUCAGCGGCUUCCGUCAGCUCCUACCACCACAGCCGCCCGCGCGCAUCUUUCGACUCGCAGACCUCCGGUUCCUGCACUGCAGACGGCCAUGCCAAGACCGUCUGGGUCACAAGUGACCAGUCCCGCAGCCAUCACCGUACCGAAGAGAUACAGCGGCAUUUUAGUUUGCAUGAAGCUAAGUCCAAGACGGGGAACUACUCGCGGCUACAUCCCAAAUUCGAUCGCUGGUACGAUUCGAUCGGCCCAGCCACCGAGAAACCCCUUGCUGCCUUACGGACUCGGCGAUCAACUCUGUGUGCUCCCCGAUACACCGAGUAUCCGGCGCAGAAGAUCGAACUCGAUGCCACGGUUACCACGGCAGCAGUGGCCGUUCACGAAGAGCAGGUUUACUCGCGGGGACGAUUGUAUGCGGAUCGCUGCUCGACUGGCGGGCUUGAGGUUUCGCACAGCCUGGGCUCGUCCACAUCAUCGGGGACGGACACACCGCUGAGCCACGAGCAGCGCGGUAGCAGUAAUUUCCGCAGCCAGGUGCAUCGGUCUGCAUCAGAGCGGUACCUCGAUGUCAAAGCGAAACGCGAAAGCCCCAUGCAUCGAUCACGAUCCCGAAGCCGCCCUGGCAGCCGGGUGUGGUCCCAGAAACCCGGGAUCGAGAUUCCUCCUCUCCCCACGAUCAUGUCCCCAGGUCACUUCCACGGGGAUGAGGAUGACCUUGAGCUGUAUGCACCCGAGACUUUUCGUGGCCGACCUCGCAGCCGAAGCCAGGACUUUCGCCGUCGCAAAUUAAUCAAGGCGCGUCCUCAGGCGGAAUUCUAUAUGUGACGAUCUUUUUACUUCUUGUUAUGCCCCUCUCCCGUUACGGAUAUGAGUGACAGUGUCAUUUUUUUCCCUUGCUCUUUUCCCUCCUGAUUUCAGUGGCUUGGUGGCUCGAUGUGGGCUUGGCUCCAUUUCGGGAUUCUCAUUUUUGGUUUUGGGGUGAUAUGCCCCAUAUACACUAAAAGUCUUUUUUUUCUCUCUCGGCGUUGCUGUGCCGGGUUUCGUUCUUCAUGGUUCCCAUUUCACAAUACCAGUUUUUGGGAUGCUCUGUUUUUUUUUGGGUGAAAUCGGAGUACUCGGAUUGAUUUUCAUCAAUAUAUACCCUCGUUGAAAUGAUUUAUCUGGCGUUACACACUUGCGUUCACGGUGUUUUUCUUUGCUUCCCAACCACAACAUAUCCACAAGCAUCAUGGCUGAGGCGCGGUGUUUGGCAAUCCUUCCUUUUGCGAAUUCGAAUGUGAAUCCUGAUCUAAUUCUGAUUUGAAAUUUAAACCUUUUGAAAUUGAAUGGAUGAUCAAGAUCUUCCCGAGUCUCACAUCUUACACUAUCUCUUUCUGCGCCGAUCGCGCAGUUCACGGCAUUGCAGUUACUCAAUUCAGCUCCCGGUUCAGACGCC